Molecule: messenger RNA, 2067 nt
Organism: Lodderomyces elongisporus
Lineage: Eukaryota; Fungi; Ascomycota; Pichiomycetes; Serinales; Debaryomycetaceae
Gene: GLC3
Product: 1,4-alpha-glucan branching enzyme
Exons: 1
Coding region: 1-2067 (688 amino acids)
Biological process (GO): glycogen biosynthetic process
Cellular component (GO): cytoplasm
Molecular function (GO): 1,4-alpha-glucan branching enzyme activity; cation binding; hydrolase activity, hydrolyzing O-glycosyl compounds
Source: RefSeq, a predicted model, not a curated record
AUGUCCGACAACUCAGAACUUAUCAAAGGGGUAAUUGACCUUGACCCCUGGUUAAAGCCAUUCUCACAACAAUUGAUCAAACGACAAUUGCAAUUCCGUGAAUGGGACGAGAAAUUGGAAAAAAGCGAAGGCUCUCUACUUAAAUUUGCUGACGCCUACCACAGAUACGGAUUAAACCCAACUAACCACGGCAAUGGCGGUGCUGAGAUCAUUGAGUAUAUCCCCGACGUUGAUGAAGUAAGUCUUGUUGGAGAAUUCAACAAUUGGGACAAGACAAGCCACAAGUUGCAAAAACUAAACGACUUUGGACUUUGGGGAUUAAAAAUUGACGGCAAAGAUACAAUUCCCCACGACUCGCCUUACAAGAUUGCCAUGAAACUUGGCAAAACCGGAGAAUGGAUAUACAGAUUAGACCCAUGGGUAAAACGCGCUACUUACAACAAGUCAAACAAUUUGUACGAAGGUAGGUUCUGGAACCCUCCACCAAAUGAAGUAUACCAUUUAAAAAACAAACGCCCAAAACAAACCCAAGGAAUAAAAGUCUAUGAAGCCCACGUUGGUAUCUCGACUCCCGAACCCAAGAUUGGUACAUACAAAAACUUUACCACCAAUAUCUUACCAAAAAUUAAAGAGUUGGGAUACAAUACAAUCCAAUUAAUGGCAGUUAUGGAACACGCAUACUAUGCUUCGUUUGGAUACCAAAUCACCAGCUUUUUUGCAAUUAGCUCACGCUACGGAACACCCGAAGAAUUAAAAGAGUUGAUUGACACUGCACACGGAUACGGAAUCCGUGUCUUGCUCGACGUUGUCCACUCGCAUUCAUCAAAGAAUGUCGAAGAUGGUCUCAAUAUGUUCAAUGGCACCGACCAUUACCUAUUCCAUGGCGGCACUAAAGGACAACACGAGUUGUGGGAUUCAAGAUUAUUCAACUAUACCAAUUACGAAACAUUGCGCUUCCUCUUGUCCAACUUGAAAUUCUAUAUCGACGUUUAUGGAUUUGACGGCUUUAGAUUUGAUGGUGUCACAUCAAUGCUCUACAAACACCAUGGCCUCAGUUUUGGAUUUAGCGGCGAUUACAAUGAGUAUUUCAACGAAGAUUGGGUCGACAAUGAAGCAAUAGUUUACCUCAUGCUCGCCCAUAAAUUAAUGGACGACAUUAGCAAAAAAGAAGGUAUUGAAAUCACAUCCAUCGCCGAGGAUGUGCUGGGAAUGCCCACCUUGUGUCGCCCCAUCAGCGAGGGUGGUAUUGGGUUUGACUAUAGACUUUCAAUGGCUAUCCCAGAUAUGUGGAUCAAGAUUCUUAAACAUUUGCAAGAUGAACAAUGGGACUUGGGUAAUAUUGUCCACACAUUAACCAAUCGUCGUCAUGGCGAAAAGUGUAUCGCAUAUUGUGAAUCGCAUGACCAAGCACUUGUUGGUGACAAGACCUUGGCAUUUUGGUUGAUGGAUAAAGAAAUGUAUACCAACAUGUCCAAGCUUAGUGAACUUACCCCCGUGGUAGACAGAGGCUUGGCCCUACACAAAAUGAUUAGACUCAUCACCUUUGCAUUGGGUGGUGAGGGGUACCUCAAUUUCGAAGGUAACGAGUUUGGCCAUCCAGAAUGGCUCGAUUUCCCACGUGCCGGUAACGGGGAAUCGUAUCAUUACGCAAGAAGACAAUUCAACCUUAUUGAGGAUGACUUGCUUCGUUACAAAUUUUUAUACGAUUUCGAUGCAGCAAUGCAACAUCUCGAUGUGCUUGACUCGCCUCAAGCAUAUAUCUCACUCAAGAAUGAGUCAGAUAAAGUUGUUGUAUUUGAAAGAAACGAACUCUUGUUUAUCUUUAAUUUCAACGCAACCCAGUCAUUCCCAGACUACAAAGUCGGUGUUGAUAUUCCUGGUACUUAUGAGAUUAUACUCAACUCGGAUGAUGCUAAAUUUGGUGGCCAUGCAAGAAUUGAGGAUGUAGAUGCACAGGGCAAAAAGCAACAAUUUUUCACAAAUGAUGAUGGAUGGAACCAUAGACGCAACUCAUUGAUGGUGUAUAUUCCAUCAAGAACUGCAUUGGUGUUGCAAAGAGUUAAAUAA